UAAUUUUUCGCUCCUCUUUUCCCUGAAAUCCUUUCCGGCCAUGGCUUUUCCCCCCAUGUCUCCAUCUUCUACAGAAGGGAUUAUAACGCCGCACGUUCGUCCCCCAUCAAACGUGCUCGACCUUCAUAUUACCGUUGUCUCUGCUAAGCACCUCAAGAACGUCAAUUGGCGCCAUGGGGACCUCAAACCCUAUGCCAUCUUCUGGCUUGAUCCCGAUCGCCGAUUGGCCACCAAACCUGACGAGUCGGGAUCAAUUCGCCCCGUCUGGAACGAACGCUUUACUCUCCCCAUCAACCUUCUCUUCCUAGACCCUGUCCUCACUCUCGAGAUCUUCCACUCUAAACCCUCCGAAACGCCGAAGCCCCUCGUCGGAACCCUACGGUUCCCUCUUAAGGAUCUGCCCGAAACCGACAAUUUUAACCUCAUCAGGACCUUUGAGCUCCGCCGUCCCUCCGGUCGUCUCCAAGGUAAGAUUCGGUUGAAGCUCGCCAUUCGUGAACCCCCUCCUUCGCCGGUGCCGGAUUACCAUACAACUCCUUCUCCGAGCUAUUAUUACUCCAGUGCUCCGCCUCCUCCUCCUCCUUCGCGUGAGUACAGGGGAUACAUUCCUUCUCUGCCUGCUCCGCCGCCGCCUCAGUAUCCCUACGGCAGUUACUCAGACCCGUAUUCUGGGUAUUACGCGGGAUACUAUUCUCAGCCUCAACCACCGCUUCGGCCGUUAUUCGACCGUGUGUCUGGUUAUGGUGGGCCGAGUGGACCCUCAGCACCAUCGUACGAUCAUAAGCAGAAGGGAAGCAGGAUGGGAGUUGGUACUGGUUUGGCUGUUGGAGCUGUUGUGGGGGCUUUAGGAGGGCUUACUUUGGAAGAAGGGUUGAAGUGCGAGGAGGAGAAGAUUGCAGAGAGGGUCGAGAGCAACUUUGCUACCAGGGACGAUUACAGUGAGUAUCAUGGUGAUUACUGAGUCUUCUGGGUUCACUGCUUUCUACUAGUAGGGUUUGGUCUCUUCUGAGUUCUGAGGAGAUGAAGUCGACUCACGGAGUCGAUUUUAGGAUAUAAUGCAUCUUUAUAGCAUCUUUAUAUAUAUAAAAUGUGU
Molecule: messenger RNA, 1093 nt
Organism: Telopea speciosissima
Lineage: Eukaryota; Viridiplantae; Streptophyta; Magnoliopsida; Proteales; Proteaceae
Product: protein SRC2-like
Exons: 1
Coding region: 41-961 (306 amino acids)
Biological process (GO): defense response
Source: RefSeq, a predicted model, not a curated record